This is a messenger RNA of Amphiprion ocellaris (clown anemonefish), 2093 nucleotides long. RefSeq names its product ufm1-specific peptidase 2 (gene ufsp2). The record is from RefSeq and is a predicted model, not a curated record. Bases 130 to 1539 code for a protein of 469 amino acids. Lineage: Eukaryota; Metazoa; Chordata; Actinopteri; Pomacentridae. The transcript has 12 exons.
GCGUGGUCCAAUAGGAAGCAGCGACCAGAGACACGUUGAAUAGUUUCUGCAGCAGACAUGUCAGCCUCCAGUGCAUAGAUAGAAAAACAGAUAAACUGGUGGUUUUACGUUCUUAGACUGAAAUCCACGAUGGUUGUCGUAGACUCCGACUCUGAGAUCAUUCUUCGUGUCAAAGGGCCGCUGGAGCUGAAAUGUCAGCUGGACACCUCAGAUGCACAGCUUACACGAAGGGUAAUCUCAAGAACAUUUGAGAGUCUUCGCUCCCAGGUGCAGUCUGAAUCCUGUGUCCUCGCAGUCUGUGACAGUCCUGUGUUCAUUUGGCCAAACAAAAGUGUUCACGCCACACCUGAAGAAAUCACUCCUAAUACGCCAUGUGAAGAUAUACAACAGUGGAUACAGACAGAUGACCAAGAGAGUGCUGGCAAGAGAUCUGCAAAGAAGAAAAGCAAAAAAAGUUCUUCAGCAAGUGUCAUAAACCUUCGCCUGAUGAUGGAGUUGACACAGCCAGGUCCUCUCUCAGCACCGAUCCUCAGCAAAACAGUCCAGAGAUCCCAUUUCUUGGCUGCAACUCUUCCCAUGGACUGUGUUGUCUGUAUCGGCUGCAGUGACACAAUCAAAUAUGCCUGUGAGCGGCUGCUGGAGGCGCUAACUCGCCAGCUGUGUGACAUGGAGAAAGUGACCCUGCAGCACAUGAGGGGUCCAACAGUCCUCGUCCCUGAAGCGCUCCACUUCCUCCUUCCAGAGCCAAAAGGCCUGGUGACUGUGGUUUAUACUGAAGGAGUGUCUGACAGCCAACUAGAGACACAACGGAAGGAGUUGCAUCAGCAGUUUGAGCUGCCAGAUGACAGGCCUUACUUUAGAAGAGCCAAUGCUUACCACUUUCCAAAUGAGCCCUACAAAGACGGUUAUCUGCGAAACCCUCAUGUGGUUCUCACACAUCCUACGCUGGAUAAUGGAAAGUUGUACUUGGUCCAGGGGAUCUACAGCUAUCACCACUACAUGCAGGAUCGUAUGGAUGACAACGGUUGGGGCUGCGCUUAUCGCUCCCUGCAGACCAUCUGCUCCUGGUUCCAGCAGCAAGGUUACGUAGAGCGUUCUGUUCCCACUCACAAGGAGAUCCAGCAGGCUUUGGUGGAUGUUGGAGACAAGCAGGCAUCCUUUGUGGGGUCACGUCAGUGGAUCGGAUCCAUUGAGGUUCAGGCUGUCCUCAACCAGCUGCUUGGGAUCACUUCCAAGAUCAUGUUUGUGAGUCAGGGAUCUGAGUUGGCAUCAAAAGGCAGAGAACUGGCCAACCACUUCCUCACUGAAGGAACACCCAUCAUGAUUGGAGGGGGAGUUUUAGCUCACACUAUCCUGGGUGUGACAUGGAGUGAGACCACAGGGCAGAUCCGCUACCUCAUCCUAGAUCCUCAUUACACAGGAGCAGAGGACUUGCAGCUCAUCACAGACAAGGGCUGGUGUGGCUGGAAAGGACCUGAUUUUUGGGAUCAAACUGCGUAUUAUAAUUUGUGUCUGCCUCAGAGGCCGAAGGUCAUCUGAGUUCUCACAAUCUUUCAAAUGGACCUUAUUUUGCAUCGAUGAAGCAUUAUGGAGUAGCACUAUAACCUGUUUGCUUUAUGAAAACAUGUCAAACUUUGCUAAUUUAACUCAUUUCUAUAAUCAUGUUCAGUUCUUGUCAUUUACUCAUAUGGAUUUGGUUAAGCCCCUCGUAAAUGAUUGUUUUGCCUCACAUCACAACCAGAGAUGGAUGUAAUAUUUGUGAAGAAAAUAGAAAUUUAUUACAUACUGUACUUUCCGUACUUGGCACUGUUUAAAAUAACAAACGAUGGUGAAAUAUGUAUACUUAAUGUGCUCAUGACAUGUUCAAGAGAAAUACAAUCCAUCAAUUUCAGCUGAGUUUUGUCAUUGCUUUAUGUUACUGGUAGACAAAUGAACCUUCCACGAAUGAUGCUAAACAUGGCCUUGAGUGCCGGCAGAAGUGUGCUCCGUUCGGUGGCUGGUUCAUGUGAAUGCCUGCUGAAUGACGUCUUUAUUUCACUGCACUGUACGGCUGAUUUUACAAGUAAUUAAACUGCACAGUGUAUGUUUUUUCA